AUGGCCGGAGACGGACGGCUCAUGCCACGCGUGAGUCGUUCCUCUCUGAAGCGCACAGCCUGUGACAAAUGUCGCAGCCGGAAGCUGCGGUGCCUUCGAGAUGAGCAAAACGAUAAUGACACCCUCCGUGCGUGCAGACGUUGCGCCAAUGCCGGCAUUGUCUGUGUUACUAGUCCGGCCAAGCCUCUUGGGCGUCACUCUGCUCGUCGCAUACGCAUUCCGAGCGACGACGCAUCGUUGCUGACAUCGCCCAGAUCCGGGGCCGUGCCGCCUGGUGUCCAUCAGCAGGAGCCGAUGGAAGGUAUUCGAGUAUACACAUUGGCGAGCUCGUCGGGUAUAGGGCUGUCGAAAUCGGAGAAUGGCUUGCGAUUGAGCUCAUCCUCGCAGAUCGAUGACCUUCAGGCAACUACAUUGGGUGAAUCCAGCUUAUCGGAAAACGUGGGGUUUGAUAUUCCAGCACAUCGCACUGAAUUGGCUUCCGACUUCAUGUCGAACCAUACUUUAUCUCCGUUAGAUAUAUGUCGGAAAGCGGUCGACAGCCAACUCAAGUACUCGCGAAUCGAGCUCCCCGCUAAGUCUGGAAGUCAAACAUCGAGCUUUCAACGGCCGUCGCCGCAAGCUGAGGGUGACAACCAUUUUGGAAUACCAGACAGCGAAACUAUUGACAUACAAUCUUGUCGGCUCAGCCUCACUCUAUCCCAACAAAUGCUGGCUUUGGGGACAGCGCCGCCAGAAUUAGACAAAAAACUCCGUACCAGCAUCUUGAACGCGAAUGUUUCGCUGCUAGGCUCGAAACAACGACUACAAGCAGCUCAGACAAGGCCUGUUGACCUGGUUCUUGACAGCUCAUCUCAAUUUCUGGACAUAUUGCAUCAAUGUAGCCAGGACUCAGGCAAAACCGACAAAACGACCAUAGAGCCAGGGGAUAAAGGUCUUCAGAAAACGCAAGAACGAACCGAAGCGCAUGGUCCGUCACAGCGUGCAGAGCCCUGGAUUUUCCAUGCUUUUAUGCCAAAGGCUUCGCAGACGGCUUCAGAAUCCUCUGCCAACUCCGCCUUUCUUAUGAGGAAAACGGCACAAUCGCUCAGCACGAGUUCGAUACUAAGCCUAACGAGCUGCUACAUCAACUUCAUCGCUAUUUACGACAUCUUGGUCCAGCAGAUGCACCGAGCACUUUGCGACACCUCACCUUCUUCGCCCAAUCGAGGCUUGAAAUUAGCAGGUUUUCUCAUGCAUAAGAAUGGCCUUCAAGUCAAGAUACCCGUCCAAGUCAUGGAGCAUCAGCUUGAGCUCAUCGAGCAAGGCCUGGGGCUUCCAAACCAAUACCGGGUGCGUCCCAGAUCGUACCAGCUACCCAAGAGAGCGAAUGCCCAAGAGAUGCUGGAAGGGAAAGGCAUCUUCGAUGGUUUCGAGGCAAAAGCUUUGUUGGAAUCUGCAAUGCGCUUGAAUGACCAGGCAGCUGUGCGGAGGAUUCUGUCUCUGCGGCAGAAUUUGGACAAGGUCUUGGAGUUGACCAAGACGCUACAGUAG
Messenger RNA from Diaporthe amygdali, 1530 nucleotides. RefSeq lists its product as uncharacterized. Gene Ontology annotation, biological process: regulation of DNA-templated transcription. Bases 1 to 1530 code for a protein of 509 amino acids. The transcript has a single exon. The record is from RefSeq and is a predicted model, not a curated record. NCBI's taxonomy places the organism in Eukaryota, Fungi, Ascomycota, Sordariomycetes, Diaporthales, Diaporthaceae. Gene Ontology annotation, molecular function: zinc ion binding; DNA-binding transcription factor activity, RNA polymerase II-specific.